AUUACAUGGCAGCACGGCGACAGUAUCAAAUAUCCAUAUAGAUCAAACUAUUACUUCGAAACCCCAUUGAACUCAACUAUAACAACAAUAAUGGUCACACGUGCAAAUACCUCUGAUAUUAGAUAUUAACUAGGACUACGUCAUGAUGCCACUGAUUAUUUCUUUCUGCUGACUGAGAUCCUUCGAAACUAAUAGAAGAAACGCCUUAUUAAUUAACCCCUAGAGACAAUGUCAGCCUACUAGGUACGUAUGAUAUCGUAUUGUCUAUUCCAAAUACAUUCUGUUUCUCGCCCCUUUGCCUUCAACGUUUAUAUUGAUCCAAUGGCAAUACAAAUACUUCACCUCGAAGACUUUUCUCGAUGAUAUAUAGGAUUGGCCUUCGCUUUGGCGAGGAUGUAACUCAACUCCACUAAACUUGACAAUUCAGAUGGUCCCAGUUAACCGAUCGUCACAUGGGGAUGCAGUAUGCGGCCGACGACACGUCGGAAGUUAUUCCAAUCACGUAUGAAUGCAUCUAGCUGUAGGUUAUUAUUAAUACCAACUACAUACAUACCUAGGUACAUAUGUAAGUACCCAAUAUUAUCUAUAAUACAUAAAAUACGAGAUAACCUUUUGCAGGGAUCGUACACUAAAUUGAUCGAUCUUGGAAUAUUAUACUUAACCCGUAUUCCGAUUGGCUUCAAUGUUUAUUUUUAUACGGGACUUACAUAAAGCUAUUGAUAUUAGGAAGCACCUUACCUGGGCUGGUUGGCUGGUCAUAAGCAGGAACGUCAACUAGCAGGAGGUCUAAACAUAUCCAUAAACCACGUUGCGCCUCAACAAAGAUAUUUUGAAAUGGAUCUGAAUCAAACAUCGGAAUACAACAGAUACUUACUUACCUAUUCAUGUCUAACAGCACUAACAAACUCAAGAAAGACCCUGAGUGGAUUAUAAGUGAUCUAUCAAAUAUCUAAUACACCAUAUACAUGUAAAGGGGAGGUGAUUAUACUGUGUAUUUCAAGAGAUGUUUGAGAACAGUACUAUAACUUGCUACUCUGCUCUUUCCUAGGUAAUCAUCUUCAAUGAUGCCUUUAGAGUUGCAGGUACGAUACAGGAGCAGACUUUAAUUAAUAUAUGAGUCACCCAUAACAGUAUUUUAAGUUCUCCGUGAACUGAUUGUCAUAUUCUAGGUAGGUGUAUUGAGUAUAAAUUAGUUUUUAGUGGC
Molecule: messenger RNA, 1204 nt
Organism: Annulohypoxylon truncatum
Lineage: Eukaryota; Fungi; Ascomycota; Sordariomycetes; Xylariales; Hypoxylaceae
Exons: 1
Coding region: 466-711 (81 amino acids)
Source: RefSeq, a predicted model, not a curated record